AUGACUAACACUUAUCUACCUAUUCAUUUAGACGUUCAAAAAUCAGUUACAAAAAAUCGAGGUAAUCUGAAUGAUGUAUCACCAAAUAACGAAGUUGCUAACAGAAGGAGAUCAAAUUCACAGUCACAAGUAAUAUCUACUCCGACAGCACUGAGCCGAAGUAAGGAAAAACCAAACAAAAGAAAUCAUGUAUUAUAUUUCGUAACUUUAACUCCAUUAAAUGAUACAUUCAUUAAGAAGCAGUUACUGGUACCAUAUUUUCCUGAAACAAGAAAACUUGGUAGACCGGCUGGAUCGAAAGUGAAGCCGGACAUAACCAAUGGAUUCUUUGAUUCACGAGUACUAAGUAGAAGUCACGCUGCUAUGUUUAUUGAUUCAUCUAAUGGCAAAUUGAUGUUAAAAGAUUUAGGAUCAUCUAAUGGAACGUACGUGAAUGAAGAACGAAUUGGUAAUGAGCCUGUAGAAAUUAAGAUUGGGGACAUUAUCUAUUUGGGAUUCAAUAUACAAGCGGAUACAAACCAUAAACAAAUAAGUGCUAAAGUAGAAAAUAUUAAUGUGAUGCAAAAUUUUUAUACUUCAUCUUCUACAAUACCAUCUUCAUUCAAUUUUAAAAAUCAACUGACAAUGGAUACACCAGAAUUCAAACACUAUAAUUUUAUUCAAGAUAUAAUUUCUAAAAUCCCGAAAAAAAAGGCUGCCAGGGCUAAUGGGCUGCACCUAUCGUUCGAAAAUGCUUUAUUUGGUGAUAUAAAUCCAAAUCUAGAGGAUAAAUUAUUAGGCUUAAAUCCCAGUGGAAAUUGUGGAAUAUUCAAUAACGCACAAAUUACGAAUGCAAGUAGCUUAGAUAGUGCAAUAAGAGUAUUAACAACAAACCUUUCCAAAAUCAAGCAACAAAACCAUACGCUAGCUACAUUGGAAGAGUUCAUAAUAGAUUAUCAAGCACGAUUGAAUGAGCUUAAUUCUAAUUACUUAAAACAGGAAUACGAAAGCAAGCUAAGGAAACUUGAAGAUCAGAUAUCUGAAGAGAAAUCUCAAACACAAGAAUCGAAAGAUAAGCAUAAGAAUUAUAAAGAAGAAGCUACCCAACUUGUCGACCAAUUGCGUAAGGAGGUAACAGCUUUAACGAAUGAGAAACACGCAUUAAAUGAGAAAUUUAAUGAAAUUAAUAAAUUGCAUGGAGAAGAUUCGAAUGACAAUACUAAGGGCUUGAUUGAGACCAACGAAUCUAAUACCGAGAAGCCUUCACUGAAUUUCGAUUACAUCAACUCUAAUGGUAAAUUUGUAUCAGAAACAACUAAAUCAAUGACUAGCAAUGAUGAUAAAAGGCAAAAAAUAAUAUCUUCAUUAGAAAAUCAAAAGGUUCAUGACUCUAACAAUUUUGCUUUAUCUAAUAUAAAGGAUAAAGAUUGUUCGAUUAUGGAUUCCCCAAAGGAAGAGAAGAGUGAAAUUGAAUCAGAAGCAACACCUCCUAUCCUAGAUAAAGAAAUGGAAACUUCAAGGAAUACACCCUAUACUAACAAUAAUCCAUCAAGCAUAGAGUCAGACCGAUCAAUUAGUUCACGAGACCAAGGAAUUGAUCGUAAAAUAGGAUCUUUUUCCUCAAUGUUGCAGCUUUUACCACUAAAAGACAAGAUCGCAAUUGCAUUAUAUUUCACACUCCUUGCAUUAGUUAUUCAGAGCAUAGAGAGGAAUCGGGGCAUAAUAUUCGGAUUAUCAAUAGUACUAUUUGUAAACGUAUUUCAAAGACUAUCUAGCUAA
Messenger RNA from Debaryomyces fabryi, 1758 nucleotides. RefSeq lists its product as uncharacterized. NCBI's taxonomy places the organism in Eukaryota, Fungi, Ascomycota, Pichiomycetes, Serinales, Debaryomycetaceae. The coding region runs from base 1 to 1758 and encodes 585 amino acids. The record is from RefSeq and is a predicted model, not a curated record. Gene Ontology annotation, molecular function: protein binding. The transcript has a single exon. Gene Ontology annotation, cellular component: cytoplasm.